AUGGCAAAUAGUAUUGUGUGUCGUUUGGAAACGAGUAUCCAAAGCAAAACGAGAGUUUCACAUUUAAAUAAUUUAUUCAUAAGCCAUCAGUUGGAAACGAGGAAAGCGAGAAAGCUUCUGCUUUGCAUCGCUUCAACUCAAAAUGAAACAUCCUCCUCGCUUAAUGUGGACAUCUGUGACAUUAUAACAUGCGUGUGCAAUCCGGUUAAUCCCCAGCAAAAUUCCCAUUGCUUCAGGCCCAACGGGAACAGUGAACAUUCCUCAGAUAUUGGUCCAAAUAUGGAUAAUAGUAGUGAAGAGUUGCUUAGGAUUACCACACAGCAAGGCCAGCUUAUUGCUUCCCCACAUAAUAAAAUGGCUGUGCAGAGUUAA
This is a messenger RNA of Brugia malayi, 372 nucleotides long. RefSeq lists its product as uncharacterized. The coding region runs from base 1 to 372 and encodes 123 amino acids. The transcript has 3 exons. NCBI's taxonomy places the organism in Eukaryota, Metazoa, Nematoda, Chromadorea, Rhabditida, Onchocercidae. The record is from RefSeq and is a predicted model, not a curated record.